This is a messenger RNA of Penicillium cosmopolitanum, 1083 nucleotides long. RefSeq lists its product as uncharacterized. The record is from RefSeq and is a predicted model, not a curated record. Bases 1 to 1083 code for a protein of 360 amino acids. NCBI's taxonomy places the organism in Eukaryota, Fungi, Ascomycota, Eurotiomycetes, Eurotiales, Aspergillaceae. The transcript is spliced from 2 exons.
AUGUUGACAUCGCCACUCGUUUUACUUGCCUCACUCGGUGCUGGUCUUGUCCAGGCACAGCAAAAUACUCUUGAUGAUUUGUUCGUCGAAAAUGCGCCCUCUUCGCCGCGUCCCUACGUCAUUCCUCACUAUGCCAACUCGCACUCCGUGACGAUUGGUCCUCAGCUCUACCGAUUCCCCGUCACCGGUCCGUCUUCGGGUUAUGCCUUCACCCUCAUGGGCACCAAUGCGCCUUCAAGUGGGAAUCUAGGCGUGCUGCCUCACAUUCACCGCCGGCAUUAUGAGAACUUUUUCGCCCUGAAGGGCCGGUUCCAACUGUGGGCUCAAAAGGACGGCAACGAACAGCAGGGUCGUCUGCUCACUCAGGGCGACUUUGGUUCCGUCCCCGCAACACCACCCACACCUUCCAAAUGCUGGAUCCUGAUACCGAGAUGGGAUUUGUUCUACGCCCUUGGCACCAACUAUAGUUCUGGAACGGACACCGCAUAUGUGCCCAGUGUCUCUCAUGGACCUGGUACUCCCAGUAGCUAUAUCAUGUCUCAGUUGCAAAGAUACGAUGUUUAUCCUGAGACCUUUAAGGCUCGCCGUGAUUUCGUCAAUGGAUCUGCCCCUUCCCACAAUACUGUGUGGCACACUGGCAGUAAUGAGCUCGGUGCACCUGCAAAGCCCUACUUCUUAGCUGGCGGCUAUGGUCCUAAGUAUCUCAACUCUGACCAUGGAUACCAGAUCAUCCAACCACUCGUCGAGCCCAAACAGGCCCAGGACCUCAACUAUACUAUCUCGACUAUUUCGCUCAGUCGUCAGACCAAGAAUAGCCCACCUUCGUAUACUCUAGACGGGGCAGCUGCCUUUGAAGUUGCGGAGGGUGCUCUGUCUAUCCAAAUUGGCGAUUUCCCUUUGGUAACUAUUAUGACAGGUGACGUGGCUUUCAUCCCUGCGCAGGUGCCUUUCACUUACUACACCGAGACGGCCUUUACCAAGGUACUUUUUAUCGCCAGCGGCAACAACAGUCUUGAUCAGCAGUUGAUCAAUGGUGGAAAUAAAUGGGACUGGGUUACUUUCCCAAGUACUAAGCAUACCUAG